This is a messenger RNA of Morus notabilis, 4113 nucleotides long. RefSeq lists its product as uncharacterized. The record is from RefSeq and is a predicted model, not a curated record. The transcript is spliced from 3 exons. NCBI's taxonomy places the organism in Eukaryota, Viridiplantae, Streptophyta, Magnoliopsida, Rosales, Moraceae. Bases 351 to 3845 code for a protein of 1164 amino acids.
UUUUCAUUUUUCACGUUUUUCUUCCCGCUUCAUUUUCCCUCUCAUUUUCUCUAUCACUCAAACGGCCCACUAAACCCUUCUUCCCCUAGUUUCUGCAAAUUCCUCCACCACUCAGAUUUCUAGGGUUUCCGGAGAAUUCCUCAGAAUCGCACUAUUUUCCCGAAUAGUAAUCUCUUGCUGAAAUUUUGAUGGUGGUGCAAAGUUUGGCCAUUCUGAUCUCUGAAUUCUCAAAAAGGCGAGGGUGAUGGUUUUGGAUAAACCGAUGAAUGAUGCAGGAAUGGGGAUAGAUUAGUUUGCGGUGCUUAUACUCUAUUGGGGUGAAUCCCGGCGUUCUAGAAUAUAAAUCGACUAUGGAGUGUAACAAAGAGGAGGCUUUCAGGGCAAUGCAACUUGCAGAAAAGAAGAUGCAGGCCCAUGAUUUUUCAGGGGCGCAGAAGAUUGGUCAAAAGGCUCAACGAUUAUUUCCUGAUCUCGAGAACAUUUCUCAGUUGCUUAUGGUCUGCGAAGUUCACUGUUCGGCGCAAGUUAAAAUUGGUGGGACUGAAAUGGACUGGUAUAGAAUUCUUCAGACUGAACAGACAGUUGAUGCUGUAACCAUUAAGAAACAAUACAGAAAGCUCGCGUUGUUACUUCAUCCGGACAAGAACAAGUUUGCUGGUGCCGAGGCUGCUUUUAAGUUGAUUGGUGAGGCGAACAGGGUGCUCUCAGAUCAACCAAACCGUUCUGGUUAUGACAUGAGAUACCGAGCUUUAGUGAAGACUGCUAGUUCUAGACCGUCACGUCAUCAACCAAAAGGGAACUCAUUUGCUCAGAAACAGCAUAGUGCUGUGAAUAAUUUUCAGAAUCAUCCCUGUCCACAAUCUACUGGUUGGUAUUGGCAUCAGCAGGCACAGUCACAAACUUUUUGGACAUGUUGCUCCUCUUGCAAUACGAGGUAUCAAUACUACAGAGAUUGUGUGAAUAAGACGUUAAUGUGUCAAAGUUGCUACAAAAGUUUUGUUGCCCUUGAUUGGGGUAUAUCAGGGCCAGGAUCCUUUUGGGGUCAAUUUCCGCAUGUGCAAGAGACUCCUAACCAGGGGCCUCCAAAUGUGGCAUCACAGGGUAGUAAUGUAAAGUCAUCUGUGGAAAGAUCUUCAAAUACAUUUGGUGGCUCACAACCAAUGUCAAAGACAGGAAGCGAGUCCAAGAUGGAAGAGACUCCUAAUCAGGGGCCUCCAAAUGUGGCAUCACAAGGUUGUAAUGGAAAGUCAUCUGUCGAAAGAUCUUCAAAUACAUUUGGUGGCUCACAACCAAUGUCAAAGACAGGAAGCGAGUCCAAGAUGGAAGAGAGAGAUAACGGGGAUGUGCCUGUUCCGAAGCAAGGGGUUGGAAUGCCUUAUCAUGAUUCCGUCAAGUCUAAGAAACCAGAUUCUUCUAAAAAAUUGAUUAGAAAGAGGGGGAGGAAGUUGACUGUGGAAUCCAGUGAGAGUUAUAUGACUGAAAGUGAAGAUGAUGUUAGGGAAGAUAAUGUUGCUGACUCUUCUGCAGCGAAUGAAGGUCAUCCUCGUAGGAGAUCUUCAAGACAGAAGCAGAAUGUUUCCUACAAGUACAAUUUGAGUGAUGAUGAUGAUUUUGUGAGUCCUCCAAAGAGGUCGUGGGUGAGCAAUUCAUCCGAUGUUAGUAAAGAGAGUACUAGAAAUUCUUCUGAAAAAGGUGGGAUAGCUAAUGAUGAUUUGCCAGCUCAAGCAGAGUUUUCCAGUGUUCCCCUUGAAGAAAGUUCGACAAUCAAGAAGAACAGAGCUCGUAAAUCUGAGGUUAAGGGAAAGGAAGCAGACAUAUUUGAUCACCCCGGCCAAAAGUCAAAAACCAAUGAUGAUUCUGAGUUGAAGUCAAAUGAAGCAGCAGUUCCAGAGAGUUUUUCAUCCCCGGAUCCUGAGUUUAAUGAUUUUGAUAAGGGGAAGGCAGAAAGCUGUUUUGCUGUUAACCAAACUUGGGCUAUUUAUGAUGCAGUAGAUUGUAUGCCAAGAUUCUAUGCUCGUAUCAAGAAAGUGUUCUUCCCUGAAUUUAAGCUGAAGAUCACUUGGCUGGAGGCGAAUCCAGAUAACAAAGUUGAGAUUGAUUGGUGUGAUAAGGAGUUGCCAGUUGCUUGUGGGAAGUACGUACUUGGGGACACUCAGAUGGCAGAUCACAAUAUGUUUUCUCAUCAGAUGCACUGCAUAAAAGGCAGUGGACGAAAUACUUUCGUGGUAUAUCCCAUGAAGGGAGAAACAUGGGCUCUCUUCCAGAAUUGGGGUAUUAAUUGGAGUACUGAGCCUCAAAAGCAUCAACCGUUCAAGUUUGAUUUUGUGGAAGUCCUGUCAGACUUUGUUGAGGAUGCUGGUGUACAUGUAGCUUAUUUAGGGAGACUGAAAGGGUUUGUUAGCGUAUUUCAACAAACUGAGCAACAUGGAAUUUUUUCAUUCCAAAUUCCACCUAAUGAGAUGUACAGAUUUUCUCAUCGAGUUCCCUCUUUUAGAUUGUCAGGUGAGGAAAGAGAAGGCAUUCCCAAAGGAUCUUAUGAAUUAGAUCCUGCAUCAUUACCCCCCAGUUUAUUCGAGUCUGGUGAUGAUAACGAUGCAAAAAUGGACGGUGGAAGCAUCAAUGCCGGAAUCAAUGUCUCGUGUCCCAAGUCACAGAAAAGUGAGGCAGAAGAUGCAAGUGGUUUUGAGGGGAUUUCUGCAUCUGGGAAGCAUGAGAGAAGCAGCUUGAAGAAAGAGACUUCAUUGCCUAGAAAAUCUCCAAGAAAGUCAAAUAGUAAUGGUCAAACAGGUGGGAGCCAAGGGGUUGCUGUGGACAGUGGUAAGAAUGACCUAAGCAACGGAAAUGUACCUCUAUCAAAGAGAAGAGCCAGUGUGUGUCAGGCUGAUGAGGAGGGGAUCAACACGCCAAAGAAGCAGGGGAGAAAUCACGAAUCAGAGGCCUUUAAGCUUAGGAGAUCACCUAGGGAUGUAAGCAAACAAAAGAGUGAAGCAAAUGGUAAUCGGCUUACAAAUGAAGAAGUGUCUUCCAGGCAAACACAUUCCCAAAAAGAUGAAAACUCUGAUUUCUGCAGCCACACUACUAGUAGCUCCGCUGCGAAGACAAGUUCAAGUGUCAAAGACCCGAGUACUAAGAUAUCCGCAAAAUCUCCUGCUGUUGAACCAUCCAUAACUCCUAAUUGUAAUGUGCCACAAGCUGAAUGCUUUGACUUUACCGAGCAAAGGUCCAAGGAGAAGUUCAAGGUUGGUCAGAUAUGGGCCUUGCGCACUGAUGAGGAUGCAAAGCUGCUCGCGUAUGCUCUAGUUAAGAGGAUUCAGUCUACCCCAGAACUUCGGGUGCAUGUGGGUUUGCUUGAUCCGUGUUCACCACCUAAAGAUACAAGUCAUCCUGUUUGCUGUGGGAUUUUUAAAUUUAGAAACAAAGAAACCAAGGUGUUUUCACUUUCUUCGUUUUCCCAUUGUUUGAAUGCAAAACCCAUGGGCCUCAAUGUAUAUGAAAUCUACCCUAGGAAAGGUGAAAUUUGGGCGCUGCACAAGAGCCGGAACGGUGACUUGACUAGUCCUAGUCCGAAUAAGGGCAAGUGUGAUAUAGUGGAAGUGCUGGAAGAUAAUGACCAGAGCACAACGGUUGUUCUUCUUUUUCGUGUUAGUGGAUUCAAGUCAAUGUUCAAGGCUCCACGGAUCCAGAGAUCAAAAACUGGUGUGCUUGACAUACCACGUGCAGAGGUGGCUCGAUUUCUGCAUCAGAUUCCUGCAUUUCAACAUACAGGGGAGAGCGAUAGCCGCCUUGAUGGCUGUUGGGAGCUUGACCCGUCAUCGAUCCCUGUUAGCAUUGUUUGUUUAGAUUGAGGUUGGCAGUAGUAUAUUUUGUAUUCAUUUUGUUCUCUAUUGUUUGAUGUAAGCCGGAGGUUUUGCCAAGAUACUCAUUGGUUCUGCCAUCUGUGUUGUAAACCUGUGGCUUUUUGCACAAAGCACUAGAGAACAAAUGUAAUGCGGCAAAUAUCAUUUUGGAAUCACUGGUUUAGAAUCAUAGAACUCUAUGGCCAUUAAUUAUUGUUCACAAUACGUGGCAUCUGCUGGUGUUUUUUGUUAUGUAUGCUUAGCUGAGUUUUGCAUU